Naumovozyma dairenensis CBS 421 is the source of this 2508-nucleotide messenger RNA. RefSeq names its product peptide alpha-N-acetyltransferase complex A subunit NAT1 (gene NAT1). Gene Ontology annotation, cellular component: NatA complex; cytoplasm. The transcript has a single exon. Gene Ontology annotation, biological process: N-terminal peptidyl-methionine acetylation. Bases 1 to 2508 code for a protein of 835 amino acids. The record is from RefSeq and is a predicted model, not a curated record. Lineage: Eukaryota; Fungi; Ascomycota; Saccharomycetes; Saccharomycetales; Saccharomycetaceae. Gene Ontology annotation, molecular function: protein binding; protein-N-terminal amino-acid acetyltransferase activity.
AUGUCCGCAAGAAGAAGAGGUGGAAAGGCCAAAGCCGCCUCAAAAUUGGUCGCAAAGAAAGAUACAGGUCAAUUCAUUGAAGCAUUGAAACUGUACGAAAAUAAAGAAUAUAAGAAGUCGAUUAAGAUCUUAGAUGUUAUCCUAAAAAAAUCGAGUAGCAAUACUGAUUCUCUUGUUUUGAAAGGAGCUAACUUGUUUGCCUUAGGUGAGAAAGAUGAGGCUGCUGUUUUGAUUAAAAAUGCUUUGGGAAAAAUCGAAGGUACAAAAGCAUCAAGUAUUUGCUGUCAUCUUCUAGGGAUUUAUAUGAGACAAGUCAAAGAUUAUGCAGCUUCAAUCAAGUGGUUUCAAGCAUGCUUAGCCAAUGGUUCCAAUAAUAACCAAAUCUAUAGGGAUUUGGCUACAUUGCAAUCACAGACCAAUGAUUUCAAAGGCGCACUUGUCUCAAGAAAGGAAUACUGGGAAUCAUAUCCAGGCUAUCGUGCUAACUGGACUUCGUUGGCGGUAGCACAAGAUAUUAAUGGAGAAAGGCAACAGGCAAUUAAUACGUUAUCCCAGUUUGAAAAAUUAGCUGAAGGUAAAAUUGGACCAUCAGAAUUAUAUGAGCACAACGAAUGCCUUAUGUAUAAGAACGAUAUUAUGUUCAAAGCUGCUGGCGGAAAUAGAGACAAACUACAAAACGUUUUGAAACAUCUUAAUGUUAUUGAACCAAAUGUGUUUGAUAAGUUCGGUUUGCUCGAAAGGAAAGCUUCAAUUUACAUGAAAAUGGGACAAUUCAAAGAUGCUUCGAUUGUAUAUAGAACUUUAAUCAAAAGAAACCCAGAUAACUUUAAUUAUUACCCAUUGUUGGAGAUUUCUCUAGGUAUUAGAAGUGACAAUAAAUUAAGAAAAGCACUUUAUGGAAAAUUACAAGAAUUCUACCCUAAUUGUGAACCACCAAAAUAUCUGCCUUUGACGUUUAUUCAAGAUAAAGAAGAGCUUUCUAAGAAUCUAGAAAAGUAUGUUACUGCCCAACUACAACGUGGUGUUCCAGCAGCUUUCUCUAAUCUCAAACCUUUAUAUAAAAAAAGAGGAAAGAUUGUAUCGAAUGCAUUAGAAGAAAUUGUUUUGAAAUACUUUGAAUCAUUGAAUCCUAAAAGUGACCAUAUCUGUUAUAUCUGGACCGGUUACUAUUUAGCCCAACAUUAUUUGUUUUUAAAGGAUUUAGUUAAAGCACAACAUUACAUCGAUACAGUUAUUUCUCAUACUCCAACAUUAGUUGAACUUUAUAUUCUAAAGGCAAGGAUUUUUAAGCAUUUAGGCUUAUUAGAUGAGGCAGCAAGUAUUUUAGAAGAAGGAAGACAAUUAGACCUACAAGACAGGUUUAUUAAUUGUAAGACAGUUAAGUAUUUCUUGAGGGCAAACAAGAUUGAUAAGGCGGUUGAUAUUGCCUCUGUUUUCACCAAGAAUGAUGAUGCACCGAACGGUAUUAAGGAUUUACAUUUUGUUGAAGCUUCAUGGUUCAUUGUAGAACAGGCCGAGGCUUACUAUAGGCUACAUAUUAAUACAGUAAAAGGAAUUGAGCAGCUACCUGAGGAUGAUGCGGCAGACGCUACUAAAUUAGCACAAUUAAAGUGGGAUGCCGAAAAAUAUAAAGGGUUGGCAUUGAAAAGAUUUUACGCUAUCUCUAAGUUUUAUAAACAAUUUGAAGACGACCAGCUCGAUUUCCAUUCUUAUUGUAUGAGAAAAGGGACACCAAGGGCAUACUUAGAAAUGUUGCAAUGGGGGAACUCGUUAUAUACAAAACCUAUCUACGUUCGUGCAAUGGAAGGUGCUUCUAAGAUCUAUUUCGAUAUUUUCUCUGAAAAUUCAAAGAUAGGUAUUGUUGAUCAAGAUUCAUCGGCAUCAUCUGCUAACUAUAAAAAGGUUAAGAAGGAAUCGACAAGUUUAAGAAGACGUAAAGAGGAAGAGAAGAAGAUUGUAGCUGCAUAUGGAGAGGACCAAGAUCGUGAUGUUUUCGGAGAGGUGCUAAUUAAUACAGAAGUCCCCUUGGAAGAAUUUGCAUCCAACUUUUAUGACAACUAUUGCAAACAAGUAAACGAAAAUGAAAAAGAUUUCGUUUUAGAAUUUGAAUACCAAUAUAAGGCAGGAAAACUGGUGCUGUGUUUUAGUGCCUUGACUAAGUAUGCAAAGAAAUAUGGAAUCAAAAAUGGUAUGUUUGGAGCAAUGGCUAUCAUGUUAUUACUAGGGACAAGAGAUUCGAUAACUACUUUUGAAACCAUAGCUAAGAAGGUGGUUCUAAAGGGAUUUGAAACUGAUUUCGCUAAUUUCCCAAUACACGAACGUGAGAAUGAAAAUUAUGAUUGGUUAACCUUUUUUGAAGAAAAUUAUAGUUCCAAGGACUUCAGUGCACUGCUAUAUUUCAGAAGAAACGGAAUAUUCGAUCCUUCUCGAAUUUCAAGUAUCAUAUUAGACAGAUUGUCUAAUUACGAGCCGUAUGUCAAGGAUGCCGUGUUACAGUAUGAACUAUAA